Messenger RNA from Alligator sinensis (Chinese alligator), 686 nucleotides. RefSeq names its product lymphocyte antigen 6E-like. The record is from RefSeq and is a predicted model, not a curated record. NCBI's taxonomy places the organism in Eukaryota, Metazoa, Chordata, Crocodylia, Alligatoridae. The transcript has 3 exons. Bases 142 to 522 code for a protein of 126 amino acids. Gene Ontology annotation, molecular function: acetylcholine receptor inhibitor activity.
GGGCAGACCCCCCCACUACAUCACCCUGAAGUCCCCUCCCACAAGCCAUCCUGGCUUUGCAGGCUCUGCUUUCAAGAAGCUGCCACCCAGACUCUCCCCAGGAGCAGCUGCUGUAUCUGAUCUGUUGAAGGCUUAGCAAAGAUGAAGGCUUUCCUCUUUGCCCUGCUGGCUGCAGUCCUGUGUGUGGAGCCAGCUCACUUGCUGGUUUGCUUCACCUGCAACGAUGCUUCCUCCAACUGGGCCUGUCUGACCCCGGUGGCAUGCAGCGACGGGGAAAAUCACUGCGUGACGACUUAUUUCAGCGCGAGUGUCGGCAGCCAAUCUGGGCAGACCAUCUCCAAGGGCUGUGCAUCCAUCUGCCCAAACGCUGGGAUUAACCUCGGGAUUGCGGCGGCCUCCGUGACGUGCUGCGAUUCCUUCCUGUGCAACAUCAGUGGGGCCAGCGGCGUGAAAGCCAGUUACACUGUGAUGGCCACGGGCAUCCUGGCCAGCAUCAUCUAUAUCCUCCAGGUCGGCGUGUAACGGGGCCUGGGAAGAAAGGAUUUGCUGCCCUGAAGAGCCCGAGCUCCCCCAGUGAGGCAUCAACCACCCGCUCUGCGCAAAGCUCUCUCAAGGUGUGGCCACCUAUGGUGCCCUUUCUUCCAAGUACUAUCCCAGACCCAAUAUAGCCAAUAUUUCCUCUCUCA